AUGAUUUCUCUCCUUAAAGCUCGCGAGAGGCUUCUCUCCCCUUUCUUCACUUCCUCUGUUCGUCGCAGCCUCUCUUCUAGUCUCUCCUAUUCUCGUGAAGAUUCGAGAGGUUCUGAAGUAUUUAUACACCCGAGUGCUCUUGUCCACCCAAGCGCUGUGAUUGGGAAGGGAGUUUCAGUUGGUCCAUACUGUACAGUUGGCUCUUCAGUGAAGCUAGGCAAUGGCUGCAAACUCUAUCCUUCAAGCCAUAUCUUUGGGAACACAGAGUUGGGGGAAUCUUGUGUUCUCAUGACUGGUGCUGUUGUUGGCGAUGAGCUUCCUGGUUGUACAGUCAUAGGAGGCAAUAACAUUAUUGGUCAUCACGCGGUGGUUGGCGUUAAAUGUCAAGACUUGAAGUACAAGCAUGGAGAUGAAUGUUUUCUCUGCAUCGGUGACAACAAUGAGAUUAGGGAGUUCUGUUCGAUUCACAGGUCAUCAAAGUCUAGUGAUAAAACGGUUAUUGGUGACAACAAUCUUAUCAUGGGCUCUUGUCACGUCGCUCAUGAUUGCAAGAUCGGUGACCGCAACAUAUUUGCCAACAAUACGCUUCUUGCAGGCCAUGUGAUUGUACAAGACUAUACACACACGGCAGGAGCCACUGUCAUCCACCAGUUCUGUCAUAUUGGUUCUUUUGCUUUCAUUGGUGGUGGUUCUGUGGUUUCACAAGAUGUUCCAAAGUACAUGAUGGUGACUGGAGAAAGAGCAGAGCUUCGCGGUUUGAAUCUAGAGGGGCUUAGACGAAAUGGAUUUACCAUGUCAGAGAUGAAGAGCCUGAGAGCAGCGUAUCGUAAGAUAUUCAUGUCUACUGAAACAGCCCCGUUAAGUCUUGAUGAGCGUCUCACUCAGACGGAACAGAACCAAGAGCUGUACAGUGUUCCUGCGGUUGGUGCCAUGUUGCAGUCAAUCCGAGAUUCUUUCGCUGAAGGUCGUCGUGGGAUAUGCAAGUUCAGACACUGGCUCGACUCUUGA
Microthlaspi erraticum is the source of this 1008-nucleotide messenger RNA. The record is from the annotation of a GenBank genome assembly. NCBI's taxonomy places the organism in Eukaryota, Viridiplantae, Streptophyta, Magnoliopsida, Brassicales, Brassicaceae.